ACGGCACGCAGUCGUUUCGAACAAAUCCACCACUCUAAAACACCGUCCGUUCCCAUUCGCCAUUCCCCAGUCCCACCGACUCGUCUCCAAGUUCCUGAUCUCCGCCCAUGGCGAAACCCCUCUUCCUAAUCGCCCUCUUCGCCCUCACCGCCGCCGCCCUGGGCGGCCGCGACCCCGGCCCGAUUGUCGGCGGGUGGAGACCCAUCGAGGACGUGACGGAUCCGCACAUCCAGGAGCUCGGCGGGUGGGCGGUCACGCAGCACGCCAAGCUGGCCAGCGACAGGCUGCAGUUCCGCCGGGUCACGCGCGGCGAGGAGCAGGUCGUGUCCGGGAUGAACUACCGCCUCUUCGUGGACGCGGUGGACGGCGCCGGGACCAGCGCGCCGUACGUCGCGGUCGUCUACGAGCAGGCCUGGACACGCACCCGCGAGCUCACCUCCUUCAAGCCGGCGGCCAACUACUGAUCCGUCCGCCCCCCGUCACCGCCGUCCGCCGCGCAUGGAUCUCGAUCUGCAGCUAGCCAACGCAUGAGCUCCGCUGGUUAAUCUCAUCUGCUUGUGUCCUUAAUUUGGUACCGUAGUGCGAGCGGUUUUACUUUCAGUCGUGAGGUUUUGUAGACCGUGUGAGGUGCACUUCAUCCUGACUACAGUAUUUGCUACUCGUGCUAGAGUAAUACUGGUAAAUAAAUUGCGAGUGAUCAACAAAUGAUGUAGCGGACGGUUCAUUUGUGUCUCUCUGCGUCCAUUGUCAUGCUUGAUGCCUUGAUCUCGAGUGGACACGAUGUGCAAAACCCCUUGAGGAUCUGCUCCUUGAGGCUUCUCUAAAUAUUUA
This is a messenger RNA of Lolium rigidum, 831 nucleotides long. Its product is annotated as cysteine proteinase inhibitor 8-like. The transcript has a single exon. Gene Ontology annotation, molecular function: cysteine-type endopeptidase inhibitor activity. The record is from RefSeq and is a predicted model, not a curated record. NCBI's taxonomy places the organism in Eukaryota, Viridiplantae, Streptophyta, Magnoliopsida, Poales, Poaceae. The coding region runs from base 108 to 464 and encodes 118 amino acids.